AUGGCGGUGAGCUGGACCGCCCCACCCCCCGCCAAAAGCGUGCUGGUGUUCAGGAAUGGCGACCCGUUCCACGCGGGCCGGAGGCUCCUCGUCCGCCAGCGGCAGGGGGCCACGCUGGAGGCCUUCCUCAACGAGGUCACCGAGGUCAUCGGGGCGCCCGCUGCCGUGAGGACCCUGCACACACCCCGGCACGGGCACCGUGUGCGAGACUUGAAGGAGCUGCAGUCUGGGGCGCAGUACGUCGCUGCCGGAUUCGAGAGGUUCAAGAAGCUCGACUACCUGAGCUCAGGGCCCAGGAGAGCCGCUGCUUUCCGCGGAGACGCUUUCCAGAACCUACAACCAACAGAGAGACUGAAUGUCCAACUGCCGUCUGGAAAGUGGAGCAAGACUGAACCCCUGCCCUGCGUCAUACAUGUGUUCCGGAACGGUGACGUACUGACCGCCCCGCUGCGGUUCAUCCUCCCCAGGAGCCUACAGAGGGACCUGGAGCAGGUACUGCGCCUCGUGUCGGAGAGGGCGGGUCUGCUGACUGGUGCCGUGCGCAGGCUUUGUACGCUGGAGGGCAGGACUGUGGCCUCAGUGGAGCAGCUGCGCAGCGGUCAAUAUUAUGUUGCCGUGGGAACAGAAAAGUUCAAGAAGCUCCCGUAUGUGGAGCUGCUGAUCUCAAACGCAACGGAGGCAGGGCCCAGGAAUGAGGCCAGAAACAGGCGACUCCCCAAACACCCGCAUCAGACCAGGAAGCCACUCAGUGUCCCUCAGGACAGGUUCAGCGAUUCAGCCUUGGUGGCCUCCCCAGAGGCUGACGGACGCAGAGUCAGGUCCACGGGGGACGAGGCAGUGGGUGCGACGCCCCCCCCGGGAAGGGGUGCCAAACAGGAGGAGUCGCUCUUCUACUCCAGGCCUGUGGGAGUUCGCAAGGGCAGAGCGGGAAACAGGCCCCCGGGGGGCAACAGAGCCCAGAGUGAUGUGUUCAAAGGGAAGGUGAGGAAGAAGAGGAAAGAGAUGCAGGGAGCCCAAGAGGUGGCAGAGGAUGAAGACACAGCUGUGGAACUUCCUGUUGACCAGAGAGCUGCAGACACUGUGGAGGACGAAGCCAUCAGUGAGACGCCCCGAGAGCACCAGUCACGGGUGACCACCGGAGGCUGGAGAGACGGGACCCCCCCACAGCUCGGUCUGACACCUGAGGGGGAGGGGCGAGGUGCUGCAGGUUUUAGGUCUCCAUGGCAACUGGAGGAGCCGAACUGCGUGGGGUCGAGACCCGCAUCGCGAACCUCGACUCAACACUCAAGCUUGGGUUCGACAGCCCGGCAUCCUGCAUAAGAGGAAGAGCUCUCGGGUGUGAUGCCAUACGA
Molecule: messenger RNA, 1352 nt
Organism: Scleropages formosus (Asian bonytongue)
Lineage: Eukaryota; Metazoa; Chordata; Actinopteri; Osteoglossiformes; Osteoglossidae
Gene: dcdc2b
Product: doublecortin domain containing 2B
Exons: 13
Coding region: 1-1320 (439 amino acids)
Biological process (GO): intracellular signal transduction
Cellular component (GO): microtubule organizing center; microtubule
Source: RefSeq, a predicted model, not a curated record